GAAAGAAAUAUUAGUCAAAGUUAAACAAUUAAUAAUAAGCUGCUGCCCUGCAUCCAUGCUUGUGAUCAAGCUCUUCCAGGAAAUUUCACAGCAGCCCGCAGUCGUUGAGGAAAACUUCAAUAUAUAUAUAUAUAUAUAUAUAUAAUGUAUAUAUUAUUUGUGUGUGUGUGCCUGGAGAAUUGCAAAGAUAGAUUCUUAUAGUCCAUUAAGAUUAUCUGCAAAUAUGGACAGAAAGCUCCACGAGGCGGUUCUGAAAGGCGAUGUCCAAGCCUUCCGCAGCAUCCUUCAGGAAAAUGACGAGAGCUGCAUCGACCAAACCGUGCCGGGAUCAGGGAACAGCGUUUUGCACUUGGUGGCGCGGUUUGGGCACGCGGAGUUGGCGUCGGAGAUAGUGAGGGUGCGGCCGGAGAUGGCGGCGGCGGAGAACGCGAGGAUGGAAACGCCGCUGCACGAGGCAUGCAGGGAAGGGAGGGUGGAGAUUGCGCAACUGCUGUUGGAGAUUAAUCCCUGGCUGGUGGACAGGGUGAGCUGCGACGACAAGAGCUCGCUCUUUCUGGCGUGUGAGGCGGGCAGGCUUGCUGUGGUGGUGCAUCUCUUGAUGAAUUAUCCGUGGCUGCUGAUGCUGGAGUCUGAUAGGUUGACCACCUCGCUUCAUGCCGCUGCCUCGGUGGGGCAUACAGACAUAGUGAAAGAAUUACUCCUAGUCCGCCCGGACUUUGCAACUAAAAAGGAUUGUCAUGGAUGCUCGCCCUUGCACGUUGCCUGCAGCAAAGGCCACCUAGAGAUAACGAGGGAGCUUCUGGGAAUGGACCCAGACCUGUCCUCUCUGCAGGACAACGGCGGGCGAACGCCGCUCCACUGCGCCGCCAUCAAAGGCCGGGUUAACAUCAUCGACGAGAUACUCUCAAUGAGCCUUGAGUCUGCAGAGAUGACGACGAAACGCGGUGAGACGGUUCUGCACCUGGGAGUGAAGAACAACCAGUAUGAAGCUGUUAAGUACUUGAUGGAAACACUUGACAUUACAAACCUCAUUAACUUGCCUGAUAACGAUGGUAACACCAUCCUGCAUCUUGCAACUGCUGGGAAACUCAACACCAUGGUCUUCUACAUACUUAAGCUUGGUAUCAAUGUAAACGCUCUAAACCGCAAGGGAUACACAGCUUUGGACGUAGUAGAAUCCGAUGCAAGUAACUCUGGCGCACUUGCCAUCGUACCUGCAUUACAAGAAGCAGGUGCGAAGCGAUGCGACCAACUGCCUCCAGGCUCACCAGAAUUUCGUCGUCUCGCCGAACUCAGCCCAGAAGGAUCGCAUGCACACAUGAUGGACACGCUACCCUCUUCGUGGCCAAAAAAGAAGGCCACAGAAUCUCCAACACACCAUCAUCGCCGCCUGCAUCGUCGCCGGCGAGAAAAGCAACUUGAGCUUCAAAGCGAGGGCCUACGAAAUGCUCGGAACACGAUCACCAUCGUGGCGGUCUUGAUAGCAACCGUUACAUUUGCGGCAGGCAUAAAUCCUCCAGGAGGUUUUGAUCAAAACACUGGGAAGGCCAAGAUGGGUAGGAAAGCUAGUUUCAAGGUCUUCACGAUCACCAACAUCGUGGCAUUGUUUUUGUCCCUUGGCAUUGUCAUUUUUCUAGUUAGUAUCAUCCCUUUCCGACGAAAAUCGAUGACGAAGCUUCUGGGGGUGACGCACAAGGUGAUGUGGGUAUCCACAUCGUUCAUGGCGUCGGCCUACAUUGCUGCCACGUGGCUGAUCAUGCCACAUGGACAUGGGAUGAAGUGGGUGUUGGUAGCAUUGGUGGCUAUAGGGGGAGGGUGCACCUUGGCCAUUUUUGUGGGUUUGGGAAUGUUAUUGGCAAAGUACUAUAUGAGAAAAUGGGAAUGGAGGAAAGACAAAGAAAGGAAGAAAGAUAGAAGCCCGAACAGCAGUAUUAGUCGCAUCGAAGAUAUGCGGCCGAUCAAGAAGGGCAACCGCGAAUCGAGUAGUAACUCAGAUGUGGAUAGCUCUGAUCAAGGGGGAUACCAUCUGUAUUAGAAUACAGAUGAACGUGCAGAAGACAGUAUGAAGCUAUCUAAUACCCUGCACUGUGAAGGUUCUUAUCAGCAUGCACUAUAUGUAGAAUGAUUCCCUUGUAGCAUACAAGUAGAAAUAUUUUUUAUGGUUUUGAAUGUAUAGACAUUUUGUACUCAAGUUCCAUUGUAGUGUAUAAUUUUGGGUUAAAUUUUUUUGAAGAA
Molecule: messenger RNA, 2235 nt
Organism: Malania oleifera
Lineage: Eukaryota; Viridiplantae; Streptophyta; Magnoliopsida; Santalales; Ximeniaceae
Product: ankyrin repeat-containing protein At5g02620-like
Exons: 3
Coding region: 224-2035 (603 amino acids)
Cellular component (GO): plasma membrane
Molecular function (GO): protein phosphatase regulator activity; protein phosphatase 1 binding
Source: RefSeq, a predicted model, not a curated record